GACACAGAUACAGGGCCGAACAUAGAACACUUCCCAACAGUCGCAUCAGCGUCCCGCCACAUCAUUCAUUAAUUUCAACAAUCUUCACUUAUUCAGUGUUUUGUCUGAUCGUCCUUUGUUCCCCGAAAUUCAUUUCGCUUCACGAGCACCUCAUAAGUCAUUUACUUUACUCUCUCGCCAGUAAAGGAACCCAAUUCGAUGGAAGUGGAGAAAGGGAAAGGAUCCAACGUGUCAGAUAUUCAGGGUGAAGAUGAGCUCGACGAGGAACCCGGGGAGGAAAUUGAAUCAGCUCCGCCUCUCAAGGUGGGCGAGGAGAGAGAGUUGGGUAAUACUGGUAUCAAGAAAAAGCUCCUAAAAAAUGGUAUCCAUUGGGAAACGCCUGAGUUUGGCGACGAAGUCACCGUUCAUUUUGUGGGUACUUUGCUUGACGGGACAAAGUUUUGUUCCACAAGGGAUAAUGGUGAACCAGUGACGUUUAAGCUUGGUGAAGGUCAAGUGGCCUGUGGUUUGGAUCAUGGAAUUGCAACUAUGAAGAAGGGGGAACGCGUAUUGUUCACGUUGCCUCCAGGUUUUGGUUAUGAAUCUGAAGGUGGUGAAGGCAUCCCACCUGAUUCUAUUAUACAAUUUGAUGUAGAACUUCUUUCUUGGAUAACGGUGGUGGAUAUAUGCAAAGAUGGUGGUAUCAUUAAGAAGAUUAUGGAGAAGGGAGAGAGGAAUGAACGGGCUAGUGAUUUAGAUGAAGUUCUUGUCAAGUAUCAAGUGGCGCUUGUUGAUGGGACUAUUGUUGCAAAAACUCCCGAAGAAGGAUAUGAGUUCUAUGUGAAAGACGGUCAUUUUUGUUCUGCAUUGACAAAAACAACCGUAACAAUGAAAAGGGGAGAGAAGGUUAAACUAAUCGUUCAACCUAAGUAUGCUUUUGGAGAGAAGGGGAAGGAUACCACUGAUGGGUUCCCAAGUAUCACUCCAAAUUCAGUUUUGAACAUUGAAUUGGAAUUGGUGUCUUUCAAGCCUGUUAUUGAUGUUACUGGUGAUUCUAAGGUAUUCAAAAAGAUUUUGAAAGAGGGAGAGGGUGCUCUUGUUGCAAAUGAAGGUGCUGCAGUAACUAUUAGCUAUACCGCUAGGUUAGAAGAUGGUACUGUAUUUGAGAAAAAGGGAGUUGAUGGAGAGCGGCCAUUGGAAUUUAUAACAGAUGAAGAACAAGUGAUUCCGGGUUUGGACCAAGCAGCAGCAACAAUGAAGAAGGGGGAACGAGCAUUGUUGACAGUUAGUCCAGAGUACGGUUUUGGUAGUGUUGUAGCAGAGCGGGAUCUUGCUGUAGUCCCACCUUCUUCAAACCUAAUCUAUGAAGUUGAAAUGUUGUAUUUUGUUAAGGAAAAAGCCCCAUGGGAACUUAAUAGUAAAGAGAAAAUUGAGGCUGCUGGGGUAAAGAAAGAAGAAGGGAAUAUACUCUUUAAAAAUGGGAACUACCAACGAGCGGGAAAAAAGUAUGAUAAGGCUGUGGACUAUGUCAGUGAAGAUGGACUCUUUCGGGAUGAUGAGCAAAAAUUAGUGAAAGCAUUGAGGAUUUCUUGCUGGUUGAAUGGUGCAGCAUGUAGCCUCAAACUAAGUGAUUUCCAGGGGGCAAUCCAGUUAUGUUCCAAGGUACUAGAUUUCGAGUCCCACAAUGUGAAAGCUCUGUAUAGGCGGGCACAAGCCUACAUGGAAAUUUCAGAUUUACUUUCAGCUGAAUUUGACAUCAAGAAAGCUCUUGAGGCUGACCCCCAAAACAAGGAGGUAAAGCUACUUCAGAAGACACUGACACAACUCCAAGUUGAAAGCAACAAGAGGGAUGCUAAACUCUUUACCAACAUGUUUGCACGUGUGUCGAAGGACCCAUCUGUGCCCAUAAAGAAAUUGAAGGUUGAGAAACCAGAGCAUGAGAAGAGUGUUGAUGUUGCAGCAGCCUCAGUGGAAACGGAAUGCAUGGGUGAGCCUUCAACACCUUCUGAAGAUAGAAUGGCCGUUGAUCAGAGUUGAGAAAAUGGAUAAUUUUAGAAUAUCCAUAAAAUCACAAUUUUAAGAAGUUUUUGAAGGUACUUUUUAAAGAAGAUAA
Molecule: messenger RNA, 2092 nt
Organism: Hibiscus syriacus
Lineage: Eukaryota; Viridiplantae; Streptophyta; Magnoliopsida; Malvales; Malvaceae
Product: peptidyl-prolyl cis-trans isomerase FKBP62-like
Exons: 13
Coding region: 199-2016 (605 amino acids)
Molecular function (GO): protein binding; peptidyl-prolyl cis-trans isomerase activity
Source: RefSeq, a predicted model, not a curated record